AUGCUAGACAUAAUAAUGGCGAAAAUAUGUGAUAUAGUUCAAGGUCUGAAGCCAACAAUAAUGAUGAUGGGUUUACAAAUAACAUUAACUGGAGUUAAUAUUUUCUACAAACUGGCCGCCAACUGUGGAAUGAGCUUGAAGGUUUUGGUGGCUUACCGCUUCAUGUUUGCAUCACUCACGGUUAUUCCUUUCGCUCUGAUCCUCGAAAGGCAAAAAAGGCCAAAAUUGACAUGGAGGACUGUCUUCCAAGCAUUUCUUAUUGCUUUAUUUGGGUUGGAGAAAUUGGGGUUAAACACGAAGGCUGGCAAAGCAAAGGUAUUUGGAACAUUGAUGGGCAUAGGAGGGGCAAUGCUUCUAACGUUUUACAAGGGAUGCAGAAUUGAUAUCUGGUCAACCCAUUUUGACCUUCUGAAAAAUACUAACAAACAUCCUGUUGGACACGUGGCAGCAUAUCAUGAAACGUCCAUUAGUAAAAUCUUGGGUCCUUUGUUGGCAUUUGCUAGUUGUGUCUCGGCUGCAUUUUCCUUAAUCGUUCAGGCCAAAAUGAGUGAGGGAUAUCCUUGUCAUUACUCUAGCAGCGCUCUCAUAUCAGUAAUGGGGACAAUUCAAGCUUUUAUAUAUGCUCUUUCGAUGGAAAGAAAUUGGAACCAAUGGAAGUUGGGAUGGAAUCUCAAACUUCUCGUGGUAGCUUAUAUGGGAAUUGUGGGUUCAGGACUAACGCUUAUAUGUCUCAUGUGCUGCAUUCGGAUGAGAGGACCGUUCUUCGUGUCUGUUUUUAGCCCUGUGUUGCUUGUACUCGUUGCGCUUGCUGGAUCUUUACUCCUCAACGAGAAAUUACACUUAGGGAGUGUGAUAGGAGCUGCAAUAAUAGUGUUAGGAUUGUAUGCAGUACUGUGGGGGAAAAGCAAAGAAAUCAAAAGAAUUUCUCAACUGAUACCGACAAAGAACUUUAAAGAGGGAGAUCAAGCGGACAAUAUUGCAUCAGAAAGCGUCAAGAAUGUAUGCAUGGAUCAUAGUAGCAACAUAAUGGCUAUUGCUCCAAAUUUUCUUCCAAAAUCAGAAAUAGAAAUAUUCGAUGAUGAAGAAGCGGAUCAAGAGGUCAACGCUCCCCGUCCAAUUAUAUGA
This is a messenger RNA of Fraxinus pennsylvanica, 1125 nucleotides long. The record is from the annotation of a GenBank genome assembly. Lineage: Eukaryota; Viridiplantae; Streptophyta; Magnoliopsida; Lamiales; Oleaceae.